CUAAAAGCGUUAAUGGAGAAGACGGGCUGGGAGUAUCGGCUUCCUACAAAACCCGAUGCAAAGUAUUUAAAAUACAUGAAAAGAUUGUACACUAUGUCCGCUACACAGGAUGGGAUCCCCAAAAGACCGGCAGAGCACCGAUAUAAUACCGUGAGGUUAUUAACACCGCGGAUCGAACCCCGUGCUACGGAAGUAUUUAAACAGAAUGUAUUUUAUGGUUUGGAUCCUGUGACUUCUCAAGAGCAAUUACUACGAUCUGUGCUCCUGUACUCUGUCGAUAAAUCGGCGUAUUUUACGAUAUUGUGCAAGUGCAACCUCACGGUCCAGAACUCCAGCCCGCUUUCGGCUCAGACCUACUCCAUACUCCGUUCACACAGCUUCCGUGUACGUCUUGAACGUCAGAAGAGGCGCAAGUGGGUGGAGGUGGACCUGGCCUCUUUUCUGCAGCCGUUCCUCGACUCUCAGCAGGGGGACCUUCACAUGGUAUUCACCUACAAGUGCGCCAAAACCGACCAAAGACCGGGGAAGGUGGCGGGGGGCCGGGGCGUUUCUGCCGGCCUGCUCAGACCAAGUCUCCUGGCCCCAUCCCUGCUCCUCUUUCUUAACGACACGCGUGAACAGGCUCAUCAGAGUUGGCUCCCGGUGGGACUCAGCACCCGAGCCAAACUAGGCAGAAUAGCGAGACUGAGAACAAGACAGACAGUCGUGGGGGUCAGGUCCGUUCGUCGACGCAGAGGUCCUGAACGUGAUGGGUUAGGCGGUGCGCGGGCGGUUUCCAUUGAUUUGCCGAAGGCUGGACGUUUUCCCCACUUUCAGUAUCCUGCUCAUGAAUGUCAGCUGCAUGAUUUCCGACUGUCUUUCAGCCAGCUCCGAUGGGACCGCUGGAUUAUAGCCCCGCACAACUACAAUCCUCGUUACUGUAAGGGCAGCUGCCCAAGGGCACUGAGCCAUCGCUAUGGUUCCCCCGUUCACACGUUGAUUCAGAACAUCCUCUACGAAAAAGUGGAUUCGUCAAUCCCUCGCCCUUCCUGUGUUCCUUCGAAAUAUAAUCCACUAAGCGUGCUAACUCUGGAAAACGAUGGCUCCAUAGUUUACAAGGAGUAUGAAGAUAUGAUCGCUACUACCUGUACCUGCCGCUAG
This is a messenger RNA of Carcharodon carcharias (great white shark), 1140 nucleotides long. RefSeq names its product growth differentiation factor 9 (gene gdf9). The transcript is spliced from 2 exons. Gene Ontology annotation, biological process: SMAD protein signal transduction; BMP signaling pathway. Bases 13 to 1140 code for a protein of 375 amino acids. NCBI's taxonomy places the organism in Eukaryota, Metazoa, Chordata, Chondrichthyes, Lamniformes, Lamnidae. Gene Ontology annotation, cellular component: extracellular region. Gene Ontology annotation, molecular function: growth factor activity; cytokine activity. The record is from RefSeq and is a predicted model, not a curated record.